UUGCAGACUCGAGAAGAAGUACAAAGGAUUACGGAAGCAGGUCGAGCAAUGGCUGUGGUUCCAAAAGUUCUCAAUAGAUGGCGUGGAGGACUCGUUCUGCAUUUAUUCUUGCAUGCCGAAUGGAUCUUUCUGGCUCGCGUCUUCCCCUCUUGCAGUGCCAGAAAUACAUGUUCAACGAACGUACUGAAUCCUGGAAAAAACAUCUUUUCGACGAAGUUCACAGAGGGAAUGGAUACCAAAAUUGAAACAUUCGCCGGCGGUUGGCAACCCUUCCGGAUCAAGUUCCUUCAGGAGAAUCGAGUUCAGUACAAACUUGACUUCGUAAAUCGUAUCUCUACGCUCCAUCUGAGCGUCCGGAGCCACCUGGACAAGUACUUGAUUCGCAGCGACUUGGAAAUUGACUUUAUACACAACGAGAUGAUGCGCUUUGGAUUAAGGAAGGAGGACUCCCGAGUGUGGGUCCUGGACGUCGAAAAAGGCGAAUUUCUGAAGACAGUCCGGCUGACCGACGUCUCUCUCGACGGCGUUGACGAUCUCGAAGUAUAUAAUGAAAGAAAUAGCAGGAGAAGAAAAGUCCUCUUCUGUUAUCCACCUGCUCCUCCCUUAACUGAUGCCCUAGUAACGACAUGCCCCACCUGCCUAGCAUGCCCGGAGACAGCACCGUGCCCUGAAUGCCAGGCAGACUGUAAAUGCGAAGAUUGUUCACCGGUCACAGCUGAAGUGAUUACUGGAACCUCAAGUCAAAUCACAACCAGAGACUAUCCCGCAAAAGUGACUUUGGAGGCGGCGACUUGCCCUCCAUGUCCUUCGACUGCUUCUAGUACGAAUGGCAACGAGCGUCCUUCAUCCGCAUGCCCAAGCCCUACUCCUUGCCCCACUGUAUCUCCUCCGCCUUGUCCUCACACUACCGUGUGCUCAAAUUGUGAGGACAGCUAUCCAGGUCUGACCUCCUCGGUGUACGAAAGUCCUGGGUCUGGAGAUGCUUAUAGGUCUAAGCCAACGGAGUUGUCUGAACCAUUGACCAACAGAACGUCUGAAGACUUCGCCAGAGUCUACGGAGAUGGUAUAGAAUGCCCGAAAGCCCAGCUCCUGCUGUAUAUCCUGGAAAUAGCUCUUGCUCUGUGCACAUUAGCCACCAUUGUCUCCACGGCACUGGCGUGCCAGUACAGACGCAAGUUAUCGCUCACCAAAACCGGGAAACGUCGAUCGAGUAUCGCCUCCCGGGAGCCAAACGAGGGUUAUAGGCCUAGAGGAGGCGACGCCCAUCCACCGGAGCAGCGGACAAACGAGAGAGACACCCUUUACUGUCACGUCUAUGAGGAUCCCUACAGGUAUCUCCAGGAGCCGAGUAAUCGCCAGUCUCAGGACAAUUUAUCCCCUGAGGGGCAGAGCCAUCCGGAGGAGGGAGGAACGGGGAAGGUUGCUGGAUCCUUUCAGAGUGCUAGUCUUAUUAGGGAAGAUGCUCCCUACGACACUUUGCAGUUCCAGACAUCUCCAGAUCUACAGUCUAUCGUUUACGGGUAUCAACCAAACAAUAUUUAGGCUGCGUGCCUUUAACCAAGGUGUUAGGAACUGUGAUUGUGUCUGAACUAAACAAUAGUUUAAACGUUAACCAAGUUUCUCAAAUAUUGUGAUUUUGUUUUCAAUAACCACUAGAUUUAACGUCAAUAACAUUUACAUCAACUUAGGCGAAAAGCAGAUUAGCUUGCAUAUAAAAUUUCUAUAAAAGAUCUUCAGUCUAUUCAUAAUAUCUUUUUUUUUUUACCCUCUUCUAUGAUAAGAGGUUUAAGCAUGUUGCAAUAAAAGAUAACACUAUU
Messenger RNA from Macrobrachium nipponense, 1817 nucleotides. RefSeq lists its product as uncharacterized. NCBI's taxonomy places the organism in Eukaryota, Metazoa, Arthropoda, Malacostraca, Decapoda, Palaemonidae. The transcript has 5 exons. Bases 49 to 1542 code for a protein of 497 amino acids. The record is from RefSeq and is a predicted model, not a curated record.